AGUUGACUUUUGCCAGUUGCCGUUGAAUUCCGUGUCCGUGCCGUCUCGCGACAACGAGUUUUCACCAGCAGUGGGCCAUGUUUGCACCUGCUGGGAUGAGCGAUUCCUCCGAAGAGGACGAGUUCGAGCUGGAGAGUAGUGUCGGGGGACCCGAGCGGUAUACGAGGCCCAAGAGACCCCGCGAGGAGUUGAUUGACAUGACGCCUAUUUCGAAGCGAGACGAGUCUUCAAAUCCCACUGAUUCUGGAUUUUUCAACAAUGAUUCUGCCACACAGAGUCUUGGAUCCAUUAUGCAAACCAGUAUGCAAUCCAGUGGAAGCAGCCUUAAUGAAUUCGGAGACAGACCAGAUGCUUAUGUGAAUGGGUACUCGAACACGCUUAAUCCUGGUUAUAGCAACGGAUACUUGAAAGCAUCGAGCCCUACGCCCUCGUGGGGUUCCCGUAAGAGCCGUAGUCCGGCACCCUCUCUUACUGGGUCAUGGCGACAACGACGAAUGCACGAAGGUUAUUCUCAACCCCUCGAUGAAUUUCGAAUGGCAGGAAUGCAGGGAAACUUGCCUGUUAUUAAGUCCUUAGUACAGCAAGGAAUUGCUGUGGAUCAGAUUUUAAAAAGUGGUUGGACCUGCCUGAUGUAUGCAUGCUCAUGCGCAAAGCCUCACAUUGUGCAGUAUCUCUUGCAACAGAAUGCUGACCCAAAUCUUCACAAAGAGCUGUUCACCGCUCUCAUGGCUGCGUGUGCUUCAAGUCGGGAAAGUGAAACUGACUUGUUGGAGUGUGUAGAGCUCCUGCUCAGCUACGGAGCACUGGUGAAUACUGCUGAACGACACAGGAUGACAGCGUUGAUGUUUGCAAGCAAGGAAGGCCGCGCCACCAUCGUUCAGAGAUUAAUCGAAGCUAAAGCUGAUGUCAACAAGCAGGACAAUAAAGGGUGGACUGCACUAUGUUGGGCAGCUACAAAAGGUCAUGGAAAAGUUGUUAGAAUUCUUUUGCAACAUUCGGCUGACCCAGUAAAAAUGAAUAACCAUGGGCAGCGGGCAUCAGAUAUUGCUCUUGCAGCAGGAUAUCCUGAGAUCGCAGACAUCCUUGAUCGUGUUAUUGACAAAGGAAAUGAUGCUAAAGACAGCCUUUCCAUCUUGGAUGCUUUGCCUGAUGCCACGUUGCCAAAGUCACCUAAUGGAAGCAAAGAUGCAAUAAUAUACGGAGAAUUGGAGAUGGUUCUGUGUGGUCUAGAACUGAAAGAUUUGAUUCCUUUGUUUCAUGAACACAAGGUGUCCUUUGAAUCAUUUCUUCGUUUUACUGAGAAAGACUUGGAAAAUAUGAAUAUUGAUGCUGUUGGAGUACGCAAGAAGAUCCUCCAUGCUAUCAAGGAAAUCCACAAAAAAGAUUGGCAAACAUCUAGUCUACCUGAUUUAACUCAGAGUACAAUUAUUACUGUUCCAGAAGCAGUGGCAAUGAUAGGCAACAUCAACAAGCACAUAAGGUACAUGCAUGCAUCGGUUGGAUAUUUACGGGACCAGAUACAAGCCAACCCGCGUCUGCUUCAGCUGGGCCAGGAGGUUCAUUCUGUGUCAUCUUUGGCAUCCAAUUGCGGAGACUCUUUGAAAUAUACGCAAGGGUUAUUCGAGGAGCUGAAAUUCUUCAAAAAUUAUCUUGACAAAGUGUCAGGAAAUGCUGAAUACAGUCCUGCGGAUCUCAUAGUCGAUUGCACAGACAACGGGAGAGUUUGGCAAAGACGUAUAUUGGCUUCUUAAUAGCAACCACUGCAGUUGCUACUGUUUUAUGGUAUUCAAGACCGAGGAUAUUUGCCAAAGUAUUUAAUAUUACAAUUAUGCUGAACGACAUAGUCACUCUCGAUGUUUAAAAUGCCCAGUCCACUGUAAAUAAGAAAUGAUUUAAUCAGUCCAGUACUUUUGUCAAAUACUAGAACUAGGGUAUUUUAGUAAUCAGUUUGAUCCAUAACAUUGUUAUAUAUAUUGUCCUAGAAGUAGCAGUCUGCAUUAUCAAAAUCAAUAGCUAAUAGUUUUAUCUUGGGUAUGGCCAGUGAAUAAAUCAAAAGUAGAAAUAGUUG
Molecule: messenger RNA, 2068 nt
Organism: Macrobrachium nipponense
Lineage: Eukaryota; Metazoa; Arthropoda; Malacostraca; Decapoda; Palaemonidae
Product: ankyrin repeat, SAM and basic leucine zipper domain-containing protein 1-like
Exons: 11
Coding region: 78-1751 (557 amino acids)
Biological process (GO): piRNA processing
Cellular component (GO): pi-body
Molecular function (GO): protein binding
Source: RefSeq, a predicted model, not a curated record